Messenger RNA from Juglans microcarpa x Juglans regia, 2556 nucleotides. RefSeq names its product type I inositol polyphosphate 5-phosphatase 10-like. NCBI's taxonomy places the organism in Eukaryota, Viridiplantae, Streptophyta, Magnoliopsida, Fagales, Juglandaceae. Gene Ontology annotation, biological process: phosphatidylinositol dephosphorylation. The record is from RefSeq and is a predicted model, not a curated record. Gene Ontology annotation, molecular function: inositol-polyphosphate 5-phosphatase activity; phosphatidylinositol-4,5-bisphosphate 5-phosphatase activity; phosphatidylinositol-3,4,5-trisphosphate 5-phosphatase activity. Bases 754 to 2184 code for a protein of 476 amino acids. The transcript is spliced from 12 exons.
UCCUUAAAAGAGUUGGGACUUUCAAGGGACAUGUUCUAUGAUUCUAUCCCCACUCUUAACUGUUCCUUAAUUCUCUUUUCCUCUCUUUGCACGUAAAUAGUUUACACUUUACAGCCUCGUUUUGGAAACUUUCAUCCGUUCGGUUCGUUGUCACUAUCAGACAGACUUUCAGUUCUAGAUCAUCGAAGAUUCAGCUUCUUUUCUCUUUUCUUGUCUACUUCCAACUGAAACUUUCAAUGUAUACUUCCAGGAAACUAGCACAUUACAGUCUGCAAUAUCAUAAGUCUUUCAUUCGGGAUGAUUUUGCCAAAAGGGAGAGAAGUGAACAAGAAAUGAAUAAAGGCACGUUCGAUUUCCCUGUUUAUUUUUGGAAAACCGGUCGAGAAUAUGGAAGGUAAUGGAAACUGAAGCAGCUUAAAUGAUAAGGGAACCAUAAUGGCAGAAACAGGAGAGCACAUGCUAAUUUGCUCUGAAAUGGAGAAUAUAUUCAUGUUGGAACCUUAAGCUAGUGUAAGAAAGGAAGCUAGACUGGCACAUCUUAUCUUUCUCUCUACUUUCUCUCAGUUAAUAAUUGUUUUUUGAUACAAGUUGCUCCGUAUAUAAUCUCUGUUGUCAGUCAAUAAAGUGGAGUUUGAGAAUAGCAUAGAUUUCCCAGCUACACAGUCAGACUUACAGAGUUUUUCUCUGGCUCAAAUUGCAAGCACGGUCUAAUCUGAGACUUAAGAGUCUAUUUUCACAAGCAUAGGACAUCCAAUGCCUCUUGGUCAAGAUGUUCAGACAUUUAGAGUCUUUGUAGCAACAUGGAAUGUAGGUGGGAAAUCUCCCCACAGUGGACUUAACCUGAACGAUAUUCUUCAUGCAGAUCAAUCAGAUAUAUAUAUCUUGGGUUUUCAGGAAAUUGUCCCUUUAAAUGCUGGGAAUGUCCUAGUCGUAGAAGAUAAUGAGCCUGCAGCAAAAUGGUUAGCUUUGAUCAAUCAGUCACUAAACAAAUCAUAUGAGGUGGCAUUGAGACCAUUAAAUCCCGUGGCCUCCCCUGGUGGUUCCUUGUUCUUCUCAAAAUAUUCCCUUAAAAAGCUUAGCAAGACUUUUAGGACGGAGAGCAGGAGGAGGCUGAAGACUUGCAACUGUACACCUGAUGUAGAAAGGAAGCAGCGUAAGGAUUUCUGUUUCCGUUACCAACAAUCACAUAUAAGCAAAGAUGACAUUUCCUUAGAAGAGGAUUAUGAUGUACCUAAUGGAAUUGACAUUGCGAAAUUCUCCAUUCCCUCGAGUACCAACCACAAGAACUACAGUCUAAUAGCCAGUAAGCAAAUGGUGGGAAUUUUUCUGACUGUUUGGGUGAGGAAGGAGCUUGUUCAGCAUAUAGGCCACUUGAGGAUCUCCUACUUUUGUCGUGGAAUUAUGGGCCUGGGAAACAAGGGGUGUAUUUCUCUCAGUAUGCUAUUCCAUCAGACAAGCUUUUGCCUUGUUUGCUGUCACUUGGCAUCUGGAGAGAAGGAGGGGGAUGAGCUUAGAAGAAAUAUGGAUGUCAUUGAGAUACUGAAAAAUACUCAGUUUCCAAAGAUUUGCAAAUCGGCUCACAGUAGGGUGCCAGAUAAAAUCGUUGAACAUGAUCGGGUCAUUUGGUUAGGGGACUUGAAUUACCGAAUAGCAUUGAGCUACUCUGACACAAGAAAGCUCCUGGAGGAGAAUGCCUGGGAUGCACUUCUUAACAAAGAUCAGCUGAGAAUUGAAAGAGAAGCAGGGCGAGUAUUCAAGGGAUGGAAAGAGGGUAAGAUCUACUUUGCACCCACAUACAAGUACUCCUACAACUCAGACACCUAUGCUGGAGAGACAAAAAAUUCAGAAAAGAAGAGGAGAACUCCUGCUUGGUGUGACAGAAUACUGUGGCAUGGAACUGGGAUACGGCAACUUUCUUACAUACGUAGAGAGUCCAGGUUUUCUGAUCACCGGCCUGUUUGUGCAACAUUUUUGGUGGAUGUUGUUGUAUCAGGUGGAUUAAAGAAGGGAUCAGCAGGGUCUCAAAUGAAAGUUGGGAUUCAUUAUGACAUUGAUAGUUUCAAUUGCCCAAGCGAGGAUUCAUCCAUCUUCCUUAUCUUCAACAUUGCCUUCACCCUCUCAAGAUCUUGUACAUUCCCACACGGACAGGAAAACCCGGGGUACAACCCGGCCAACGGUUGCUAGUCUUCGAAGAAUACCUCGCAGUGGUCCUAAUCCCACUCAGAACAAGUGGCCCAGGUCAAAGCCUCGGAUAACCGGCUGAAGAUUUGCAGUCUCUUGAACCUUCAAGGCUUAUAUAUCAGGCUGCAAGAUGCACUUGAUUUUUCUGAGAGUUAGAAGAAUAAUGCAAAAUGGCAUAGUCUUCAAAAUCUAACAGCUAUUGAUGCUUUGACGAUACAGUUUUUUCACAGAAGCACUGCAUUUAGGUACGCUAGCUUAUUGUACUCGAAAAGUUUUUGAAUGAUAUCUUGUAUUCUUAGUUUUGGAUGGAUUUAAAUAGCUCACUUUACAAAAGCCAGAGGUUUUGAAUUUUAUCAAUUCUCUUUACGGCCUCAG